This is a messenger RNA of Choloepus didactylus (southern two-toed sloth), 4681 nucleotides long. Its product is annotated as zinc finger protein 596-like. The coding region runs from base 181 to 1773 and encodes 530 amino acids. The transcript is spliced from 5 exons. Gene Ontology annotation, molecular function: DNA-binding transcription factor activity, RNA polymerase II-specific; RNA polymerase II cis-regulatory region sequence-specific DNA binding. Lineage: Eukaryota; Metazoa; Chordata; Mammalia; Pilosa; Megalonychidae. Gene Ontology annotation, biological process: regulation of transcription by RNA polymerase II. The record is from RefSeq and is a predicted model, not a curated record.
UGUUGAUUCAAUGCAGUUCAUCCAAGGUGAUACAUUGGAAUUCAUGACAGUUUGGUCUUGAAAGUUUGCUCAAGUCUGGGGUCUCAUAACUUCUUUCUCCAUUCUCAGUUGACUGGACUACUGCUUUUCUGGUUGUGAUGGAAAUUCAGAGGAAGACAGUUGUCAGCUGAGCUGUUGGAAAUGCAACCACUAGAAUCAGUGGCCUUGAAAGAUGUAGCUAUAGACUUCCCCCAAGAAGAAUGGGCUCUCCUGGACACAUCACAGAGAAUGCUGUUCAGAGAUGUAAUGGCAGAGAUCAUCAAUCAUCUGGUUUCAGUGGGGUUUCAAGUCUGCAAAUCAGAUGUGCUUUCCCAGUUGGAGCAAGGAGAGGAACUGUGGAGAGAAGGAAUAAGAUUUUUCCAAAACCAGAGUUCAGGUAGGGAAAGUGGCUGUAAAAAACAAGAAAUGAUAAUACAAAAAAUCUGCAGGAAAGGUGCAUCUACCUUCAUGUCAUUGAGAUCUCACAUUCCAAAGAAUCCCUUUAAAUGUAAUGAUUUGCAAGAAGAAUUCACAUUCAGAACUGCAGUUUCUCAACAUGUGUUAAUUCAGAAGGGAAAGAAACUCUGUUUCAGCAAACUAUUUGGAAAAGGCCUCAAUGACCAGUCAUCUCUUACUCAACAUAAGCAAGUUCACAAUAGAAUUAAAUCAUAUGAAUCUCAUGUAAGCAAUAAAGCCUUUAUUCAAUUGUCUGGCCUUAGACAAUGCAAUGGAUCUGACGUUGGAGGGAAAUCCUAUGAAUGCCUUCUGUGUGGGAAAGUUUUCACCCAUUGUUCUUCCCUUAGACGACAUGAGAUAUCUCACAAUGGAGAGAAGCCCUAUGAAUGUCCUCGAUGUGGGAAAGCCUUCACACAUCGUUCUUACCUCAGACAACAUGAGAGAAUUCACAACGGUGAGAAAAAGUAUGAAUGUCAUCUAUGUCAGAAAGUCUUCACGCACUGCUCUAGCCUUAGGCAACAUGAGAGGACACACACUGGAGAGAAACCCUAUGAAUGUCAUCUAUGUGGGAAAGCCUUUACCAAUUGUUCUGGUCUUAGACAACAUGAGAGUACUCACACAGGAGAGAAGCCGUAUCAGUGCCAUCUUUGUGGGAAAGCCUUCACUCAGCAUUCUACCCUUAGGUUACAUGAGAGAAUUCACACUGGAGAGAAACCAUUUGAAUGCCAUCUAUGUGGGAAAGCUUUUAGGACAUGUUCUUAUCUCAGAAACCAUGAGAGAACACACACUGGAGAGAAACCCUAUGAAUGUCGUCUAUGUGGGAAAGCCUUCACUAAUCGUUCCCACCUUAGACAACAUGAAAGGAGUCACACUGGAGAGAAACCCUAUGAAUGUCUUCUAUGUGGAAAAGCCUUUGCCCAUCGUUCUUACCUUAGGCAAAAUGAGAGAAUUCACAAUGGAGAGAGACCAUAUGAAUGCCAUAUAUGUGGGAAAGCUUUUACCCACUGUUUUAGCCUUAGAGAACAUGAGAGAACUCACACUGGAGAGAAACCCUAUGAAUGUCAUCAAUGUGGAAAAGCGUUCACCGGUUGUUCUGGUCUUAGACAACAUGAGAGGACUCACACUGGAGAGAAACCUUAUGAAUGUCAUCUGUGUGGAAAAGCUUUCACUACAUUUUCUCAUCUUAGAGUUCACGAGAGAACUCACACUGGAGAGAAACCCUAUGAAUGUCAUCUGUGUGGGAAAGCUUUCACCAAUUGUUCCGACCUUAGAAAACACAAGAAAAUUCACAAUGUGUAGAAACCACAUGAACAUGGACUAUGUGUGAAUGCUUUCUCAUUCUGGCCUUAGACCACACGAGAGGAUUCAUACUUGAGAGAAAUGUAUGAAUGUUUUUGUAUGAAUGGGAAGUCCUUAAAUUUAUUUUUGUAAGCUUAGACAACAUGAGAGUAGUCAUGUUGGAGGGAAGUGGUUUAAAAGACAUGUAAAUGGGAGAGUUCUCAGGCAAUGUUCUGACCUUAGAUGAUAUGGCAGCACUCAGUAAAAAUGAUCCCUAUAUGCAGAGUUGAUUGCAGCUUUAGAAUGAUCCUUUAACACACCAGCAAACUCACACCCUGAAAAAAAUACUAUGUAAUCAACAUGGUAGAAGUUUUCAUCAUCCUUACUACUUCAGCUAUUCUAAAGAAAGGUUUUUGAAAAGAAUCCCUACAGAUAUCACCUGUGUAGCAAAACCUUUGUUGAUUGAUGAUAUACAAAUUGAGUGAAUUAAUAUUUAUGUAAUAAAAGUGGAAGAAUCUUCAUCUACAACUCAAAGUUAAGCUAGAGAAAUGAUGUAUGAGAGAAAUUCUGUAUCUGUAAUCAGUGUGAGAAUUCCUUUAUAUUAUCCUUUAAAUGAAAUGAAUGAACCUAGCAGGAGAAAAAUACUAGGUUUGUAAUCAAUCUGUAUGAUGAUUUAGUCAAGGACCAACUUUUGUGUGCAAAAGAAAAUUCAGUGUAGAAAAACACUGAGAAAAUCAUGAAAUGUCUGUAUUAGGAGGAUAAAACUCCUAAGGCUAAUGCCAGAUGAUUCAUGCUAGAAAAGUUACUCAGUGAAAAUCAUGAGAAAUCAUUUAUUCAUGCAUCAACAUUUGUAAGGUAUAUAGGAAUUCACAUUUAAAACAUUCUUGGGGUAAUAAAUGAAGUGAAGUCAUCAGUGAGCCCUCAUUUCCUAAUAGCGUUAAUAUUUCUCCCACUGAGGAGGCAACUAUCCUGAAGGUGAAAUAGGUAAACCAUCUACUGAUUUCUCAUCAGAAAACUCAGACUUGACAAUAAUACAAUUUAUUGGUACCCAAUUCAGUAAAUAAUCCAGAAUUUCGAAAAAGCCUAUUAUUGAAUAUAUGUAGUAAGGAAAUUUAGGAUUGUGAAGUGACCUGUGAAUAUUGAAUGAAGAAUUUUGUAAGAAUAUGAAGUGAGAGUCUAUCCAGUCAGUUAGUAUUUGCUUAUAUGGAAGCAGCAAAAGUUGUUGAAAAAUCUAAUAACUUGGCCAAGUUGUAGUUUUUUAUGUAGCUCUAAACAGAAAUAUUGAAUUUCAGAAAUUAACUUUGUAAACUAAAACAUAUAACAGAAAAUGAUGAGUCCUACUCUUAACAUUAAAACAUAUACAAAUCAGGGAUGGAGUCAAACAUGGGUAAAUAAAUACACUUUAGAAGUCUGAUUAUACAUAAACUCUCCUGUUUAAAUGCCAUUUAUUAUUGUCAUAAAAACUUAGGAAAGAAUUAAUAUUUAAAUAAAAGAAGAAAAUGUUUAAAUCCUGGAGAAAUAUGCAUACACUGGCAAGAAAAUUUGUCAGAAUCUAGACUCUGGCUAUGUUUCAUUCCAUAUAUUAGAUUUUUUUUUUUGCAGAAGGGCUAAUGUCAACAAGAACAGAUAUUGUAACAGGCAAGGAUAUGGAAGUACAUUGAAGAUGGGGGCAGUGUCUAGUUUCUGGAAUGCCUUAAAAGUUAUACUAAUUCAUGUAACCAAGAUCUGCCCUCUUAAGGACAGGCACAGAAUACUGGAACAGCUGAGAAAGCAGAAGGAAGCCUUGGAAAUUUGAUUUAGCACAUUUCCCAGAAACAAAACUCAUAAAUCCUUAAAUCACCUCAUGGAGUGACUCCCAGGCCAUCCUAUUCACAUGUACAAAGGGCUAGGAAAGAAAAUGGUGGAUGCUGUCUACCACCAGAAAGACAAGAGGUCUAUUUCUUGUACUCAUUUGUAAUUGAUAAUUAUCCUUGCUUUUCAUGUGGGAAAAUGAGAACCUUGAAGUUUGUAAGAUUUAUGCAGUGCCCUCAUCAACCCCACUUUAUUUGUGUGCUUUUGUUUGAAUAUUUCAUAUUGAUGAAUAGUCAAGUUCAGUAAUCUUGCAUUUUAUGUUUAAUGUCUCUUAACUUCAUCCAUUGAGUUUACCCAUAAAAUAUAUUUUGGUGAAACUUACACUAUUGUACUUCUCCAUUAUUUCAUAUAUUUUAAUCAUUUCCUUGAUUUUAUGUACUACUGCCUUAGUUUCCAGGCUGCUAGGAGAAGUACCAUACAGUGUGUUGGCUUAAGCAUGGAAAUUUUAUUGGAUCAUGGUUUCAGAGACUAGAAGUCUUGCUUUCUCCCCAAAGACUGUGGUGUUCUAGUGCUUGCUUGUUAAUCUUUGAGGUUCCUUGGCUUUACUGUCACAUGGUGAUGUCUUCUCUUUUCUCUUGUGUUCUAAGGAUGUCUAGCUUCUGCUUGUCCACAUGGUUUUAUCUUCAUAGAGUCUCCAGUAAUAGGAUUAAGGCUGAAUCUCAUUCAGUUUGGCAACAGCUUACUAAAAACAUCUUCUGAAAUUCUAUUUAGAAUGAGCUCACACCCCCAGGAAUGGUUUAUGAUUAAGAACAUGCAUUUCAGCUAUGGAUACUUAUAGCAAUGAUUCUACAUUAUUUCUCUAAUGAUGAUAAUCUCAAAAUAUAUCUCUAUCUGCUGAUCUUGUCUCUAUUUUUUUUUAGAAAAUGAAAACAAAAAUAAACAACCAAAACAUCCUAUAUCCCUUAUCCCCCCUAUUAUUUAUAUAUUUUUUCAUUAUUUUAUUAGUCAUCAGUCCAUACACUGGAUAAAGGGAGGGUCUAGUCACAGGGUUUUCACUAUCAUGCAGUCACUCAGUAAAAGCUAUAUAGUUAUGCAGUUAUCAUCAAGAAUCAUGUUGACUAUAUUAGAGUUCAACAGA